AUGAUUAAAUUAGCCAUUUUACUGCUAAUCCCGUUACUUUUUGCCAAUUUUUGUGAUGCUCGUCGACCAAAAGACCAAAUUCGUCAAUGCAAAUGUGUGGAGCUGGAGGAAUGCCGUCAAAGCAAUCUUGAGCCACUCCUGAAAUGUCAGGAAAAGUGCAUCAAGAAACUGGAGAAUGCGGAUUGGGACAAGGAGGAGGGCCAGAAAUGUUUGAUGACGAAGAAAACUUCCGAUCGGGAUGAGUGUCUGAAAGAUGCGUUGGCAAAAACGUAAGGAAAUUUUGCCUUAACUGGGAAAAGACUUGGGGAAAGCCAACAUCAAUUUUUCUUAAACAAAACCAGUCUGUCGGGAAAAUAAUGUGGAUUCGUCGCGCGUUGAAACGCCCAUCAUCGCUUUGUGACGGCUAGCCGUGGCUGGAGAUUUGGUGUGCGACUGCCACAAAGCGACACAUUUUGCUGCGACAAAGCCACAUUAUUUUCCCGACGGAAUGAUAUUGUACUAGUCAGCUUGUAAAGUCGCUGGAGUGAUUUCGGCAACAGCGAGAAAACAAAAGUUUACCUUUCUUCGAUCUGCGACUUUUUUCACCCUUAUUGCAUAUCAGUCUGUCGGGAAAAUAACGGCCGAUUGUCGCGUUUCGGUAUCGCUUUUCAUCGCUUCUGCGGGGGCGAGCCGCCGCUGGAAAUUUGGUGCGUGACAGCACCCUUCUUUUCGACGAGAUGAGACAUUUCGUUGCGACCACCCGCCGUUAUUUUUCCAACGGACUGAUAGUUCUUGUGGCUAAAAUCACCUCAGCGACUCUUCGAACGAACUUUUGUCGGUUUGUCGGGAAAAUAAUGUGGCUUCUUCGCGCUUUGAAAUCUCCCAUUAUCGCUUUGCGACGGGUGAUUUUAAAGCUUUAAACGGGCUGGGACAACGCGAGAAUUUUCCCUGCGACAAAUCCACAUUAUUUUUCAGACAGACUGUUUUUUGUUCAAGAAAAAUUGAUGUAGGCUUUCCCAAGUUUCUUUCAAAUUUGAGCGUCGAACUUUACACAUUUUUCUUAUAAAUCUCCCACGCUACUAGUCGUUCCAGAAAGUGCGUGCACCUUUUUCCGCCUUUUUUUCGGACCGCACAGUGCAAGUUUCGUGUUCCCCGCGCGACGCGAUCCUUUUCGAAACAUUUUGCACUGUGCAAUUUCUAAAAAUUCGCGCCGGCUCCGUUGAGAAAAGCCUACGUCGCUGCGACAUUGCAAUUGCACGGUGCAAAAGGUCAAAUGCACCCCGCAAGAAGGCAAUUUUGUGCACAGUGCGGCCCACGACAAAAAGUGCACGCACCUUCUGGAACGACUAGUAGCAACUUUCUAGUCUUCUUCAAAACGAACUAACUCUUUCUUUAGUUGCGACAACGAGCCUGGCAAAUAUCUCAAUGUCAACGAGACCAAUGAGCACCGACACAAGCGCCAUCCUCAUCGAAGGCACAGAAGUGUGGAUAACUCCACGGUUGUCACAGACGGUUCCACCUCCGACCACGAACAUGUGGAGAGCAGCACCGCCGAGAGUGAGAGCAUCGAAGAGAGGAAGGAGAACAAGAAAAAUCAGCACAAGCAGAGGGAACAUCACAAGGCCGAGUUCCACGCCUUUAUCCAAAAACAUUUCGGGAAGAGCGGUAAGUGGAGGGUAAAAUACGGAUUUUUUAUUUGUGCCACAUUUAUCAAUCUGGCGGAAAAAUAAUGAGCACUCCGUCGCAUCGAAAAUCGCCGCCGGGAAAAUGAAUUGUGUCGCGACAAAAUUAAAUUGCUCUUUACAGCGACGCGAUUGGCGCAGCGAUAUUGUGCUCAUUAUUUUCCCGACAGACUAAUAUUUAUACAAUUCCGUUUUUUUCAGGAAAGCACUUUGCCAAAUGCAUGAACUCUUGUUCGCAUCGCUUCCAGAAGCCAGGAAAUUGUCCGAGAAAACUGAAGUAAGUUGAAAAUCAUGAAAAUCAUUCCAUUUACUUUUUUGUUGGACCUCCGUCGGCUUUCAAAUUGUUUGUUAUAUCAGCCUGUCGGGAAAAUAAUAUGGAUUUUUUGCGCCUAGUACUUCCAUAUACGGUUGAUGCGCGACUGCGACGAGGCAAAAACAUUUUCUUCAACGAAUCCACAUUAUUUUCCCGACAGACUGAAAGCCAAGAUUCGUGUUCGAUUUCUAGAGGCUCCACUGUCAGAAAAUUCCUCUUCAAGCGAAUAAAAUUUGAAUAUGUAACUGUAACUCACCGUCAUCGGGCUUUGAAAGCAGUAUCACAUUUUUAACCUCAUUUUGUUGCAGAUGCGGCACCAAGCGAGUACCGGCCGAUGAGUGGAAAGAAGCCACCGCCGCCUGUGACAAGAAAAAGAAGCCUCGUCGAUACGAGACCUGCGAUUGCCUGGAGAAGGCCGGCGUGAAGUAGGUGUUGCUUUAACCUUACAGGGGAAGUACCCCCAGUGCGACGCUCAGAUUUUCUUUAAAUUCUGCAAACACGUCGGGUAUGGACCAAAUAUCAAUUCCUGAAAGUUUUAGCUCGCGCUUUCCGGGCGCCGCCGAGAUAUCGAACGAUUUUUGCCGCCGAGAGAGCACGCUAAACGUGGAGAGCGGUCAGAGAGAAACGCGCUUUUUGGCCAUAACUUUGGCAGUCCCGUGCGGAAAAAUUUAAUUUUUUGUAGAAACAUUGUCCUUUACAGGCAUGAAACUUUUCGUGCCGAAAUUCGGCAAAAAGUCCUAAAUUUUCGCCGGCUUUCGAUCUAAAAACCCCGAUUGUUUCUGCAAAGCGCGAGCUAGGAUCCUCGCAUUCAUUUUAGAAAAAAAUAUUCUAAAUUUGCGCCAAUUUUCAUCAAAAUCUGAGCGUCGCACUUGGAGUGCUUCUCCUACAGUGGCGGACCUGAUCCAGUGGCAAAAAACAUGCCAUUUUGCAUCCGGGAAGUAUCAAAAAAUGCGGCAAAAUACCUCCCUCUCCAAGUGAAAAAACUCCGAUUUCAAAACCACGCCCACUCUUUUUGUGAAGGAAAGGGCGCGCAGUUCAAAACGGAGUUUUUUUAGUUAUAGAAGGAAGCAUUUUGCCACAUUUUUUAUACUUCCCGGAUGCGAAAUGAUACGUUUUUUGCCACUGGAUCAGGUCCCUCACUGUAUUAGCCUUUCUUUUCAUUAGUCCUUCCGGCAAGUCGCCGGUCUGAUUUUUGGAGCUUGCACUGUGCGGAAAAUGUUAAGGUUCCAGCGACAGCCGAAAAAAAGUCUAUUGCACGGUGCAAAAAGCAAGAAAUUUCACAGUGCAAAGAAACCUUUUGCUUUUGCACAGUGCGUAUGGCCGAUUUCGGUACAGCAACUUUCCGGGAAGACUAGUAGACGUUUCGUUUGGAAUGCGAUUCAAAAAUUUCGACUGAAAUCCGUUGCAUUUUGCCCCUUCCCUUUACAAAUUUCUAAUUUUUUUCUUUCAGAAAUCUCGACUGCACAUUCGGCGGUCGUCGAGAGAACGACAACACCGAAGAAUGA
Molecule: messenger RNA, 3479 nt
Organism: Bursaphelenchus xylophilus (pine wood nematode)
Lineage: Eukaryota; Metazoa; Nematoda; Chromadorea; Rhabditida; Aphelenchoididae
Source: the annotation of a GenBank genome assembly